Messenger RNA from Aspergillus aculeatus ATCC 16872, 513 nucleotides. RefSeq names its product cytosine deaminase. The transcript has 3 exons. Gene Ontology annotation, cellular component: nucleus; cytoplasm. Lineage: Eukaryota; Fungi; Ascomycota; Eurotiomycetes; Eurotiales; Aspergillaceae. Gene Ontology annotation, molecular function: diaminohydroxyphosphoribosylaminopyrimidine deaminase activity. The record is from RefSeq and is a predicted model, not a curated record. The coding region runs from base 1 to 447 and encodes 148 amino acids.
AUGGAAACUGAUCCCGGAUUCAUCGCCGCUCUCGAGGAGGCCAAGCAAGGAUUGGCCGAGGGAGGUGUCCCCAUUGGAGCUGCCUUGGUGUCCAAGGAUGGCAAGAUCCUCGGCCGCGGUCACAAUAUGCGCGUCCAGAAGGGCAGCGCCGUCUUGCAUGCUGAGAUGUCUGCGCUUGAGAACUCGGGUCGGUUGCCCGCUUCGGCCUACGAAGGUGCCACCAUGUACACCACCCUGUCGCCAUGCGACAUGUGCACCGGGGCCUGUAUCCUCUACAAGGUGAAGCGCGUCGUCAUCGGCGAGAACAAGAACUUCAUGGGCGGGGAGGAAUACCUUCUCAACCGUGGGAAGGAAGUGGUGGUCUUGGAUAACAAGGAGUGCAAGAAGUUGAUGGAGGACUUUGUCAAGGACAAGCCGGAGCUCUGGAACGAGGACAUUGCCGUCUGAGUCAUCGUGAGAAACGGAUUUUGCAGAUACGCUGCAGCGGAGAUAUCCAACAUGUAUAUAUAUAUA